Molecule: messenger RNA, 1070 nt
Organism: Molossus molossus (Pallas's mastiff bat)
Lineage: Eukaryota; Metazoa; Chordata; Mammalia; Chiroptera; Molossidae
Gene: PGP
Product: phosphoglycolate phosphatase
Exons: 2
Coding region: 70-1035 (321 amino acids)
Cellular component (GO): cytoplasm
Molecular function (GO): sn-glycerol 3-phosphatase activity
Source: RefSeq, a predicted model, not a curated record
GGGCACUGUGGCGGGCGGCUGUGAGGAGCGGCCGGUGGCGGCCGGUGGCGGCGACGGCGGCGGACGGCCAUGGCAGAGUCGGAGACAGGCGGCGAUGACGCCCGCUGCGUGAGGCUCAGCGCCGAGCGGGCCCAGGCGCUGCUGGCCGACGUGGACACACUGCUGUUCGACUGCGACGGCGUGCUGUGGCGCGGCGAGACGGCAGUGUCUGGCGCGCCUGAGACCCUAACGGCGUUGCGGGCCCGCGGCAAGCGCCUCGGUUUCAUCACCAAUAACAGCAGCAAGACCCGUGAGGCCUACGCCGAGAAGCUGCGGCGCCUGGGCUUCGGCGGCCCUGCAGGACCCGGAGCCAGCCCUGAAGUCUUCGGCACGGCCUACUGCACCGCACUCUACCUGCGCCAGCACCUGACUGGCCCUCCGGCUCCCAAGGCCUACGUGCUGGGUAGUGCGGCCCUGGCAGCCGAGCUGGAGGCCGUGGGCGUCGCCUGCGUGGGCGUAGGCCCGGAUCCCCUGCACGGCGACGGCCCUGGCGCCUGGUUAGAAGCACCACUCGAGCCCGGUGUGCGCGCCGUUGUCGUGGGCUUCGACCCGCACUUCAGCUACAUGAAGCUCACCAAGGCCGUGCGCUACCUGCAGCAGCCCAACUGCCUGCUCGUGGGCACCAACAUGGACAACCGGCUCCCCCUCGAGAACGGCUGCUUCAUCGCGGGUACCGGCUGUCUGGUCCGAGCCGUGGAGAUGGCCGCCCAGCGCCAGGCCGACAUCAUAGGGAAGCCUAGCCGCUUUAUCUUCGACUGCGUGUCCCAGGAGUACGGCAUCAACCCGGAACGCACGGUCAUGGUGGGAGAUCGCCUGGACACAGACAUCCUCCUGGGAGUCACCUGUGGCCUGAAGACCAUCCUGACCCUCACUGGAGUCUCCACUCUGGGAGAUGUGAAGAGUAAUCAGGAAAGUGACUGCAUGUCUAAGAGGAAAAUGGUCCCUGACUUCUAUGUUGACAGCAUAGCCGACCUUUUGCCUGCCCUUCAAGGUUAAAGAUUUAGUGUCUUUAAUCUACAGAAUAAAAAAAA